AUGGGAACAUUCAUGAGAAAGACCUGGAUCAUCCCUAAACAGUAUGGCACUUUAGCUGAGUACACAGCUGUUGAAGAGAAGCUGUUGGCUCUCAAACCAAAAAACAAAAACCAGUGUUUUGCUGAAGCUGCAGGACUGCCACAGGGCAUUGAGACUGCAUAUGAAGGCCUUGGCCGCUCUGGCUAUUUUCAAGGUAAUAUUAAAACAGGGCAAUGUGAAAGGACUGUCAAAGAAAGUGGGCGUGUUGUGGCUGUUACUGUACCAACAAUAGAGACAACCACAAUUGAUCAGGUUCUAGAGAUCAACUUGAUCUCCGCACAAGGGCUUAUAGAGUCAUCAGUUAUACCCCAUCGUCGCAUGAAAACCUAUGUUGUUGCUUGGGUUGAUUCAUUCACCAAGCUUCAUACUCGAGUUGAUCCUGUUGGUGGCAAAAACCCAACCUGGAACGACAAGUUCCUCUUCAAAGUUUCACCCCAGUUCCUUCUCAGCAAAACUUCUGCUGUUUCUAUUGAGAUUUACGCCAUUGGUUUCUUUCGAGAUAGGCUUGUUGGUAGGGUUCGUUUUCUUAUCAGCAACUUCCUUCCAACCGCCUCGGCUGCUGCGAUGAAGACUCCUGCUUUUGCUGCAUACUUAAUCCGCAGCCCUUCUGGUUCUGGGGGAUUCUUUGGAACCCUAAACAUUGGAAGAAUGGUUCUUGAUCCCUCUGUUGGUUUCCAGGCCUUGAAUGAAGUCUCCGCUAUCGAUUACCAUGAUCUUACAGGAGAGAAUCUUGAUGUUAAGCAUCAUCCGAGAACAAACAAGUCCAAGGCUGCACUUAAGGAUAUCAUGGAGUCCAUCCCUAGUGAUUCUGAUGAUCAAUUGAAAGCUGGUGAUUCCUUAACUUCCUCAUCAUCACCUCCACAUAUGGUGUUGAUGUAGUUGAGCUUGAAAGGAAAGAACGAAGA
Durio zibethinus is the source of this 944-nucleotide messenger RNA. Lineage: Eukaryota; Viridiplantae; Streptophyta; Magnoliopsida; Malvales; Malvaceae. The record is from RefSeq and is a predicted model, not a curated record.